AUGAGCUUUAACCGUAAAGAUAACUUCAAUCGCCAUAUAAAAUCACACAAGGAAAAUACACCACCAAACAAGAAAAGAAAAGUAGAAGAAAUGCUUGACACUACCCAUUCAAAAUCCCCGAAGCGACAAUGUACCGGAGAAAGCAGUGACGCUGGAAAAGCUGACAGUAAAACAGUUAAAAUUGAAGGUAAAUGUAUAUGGUGUACAAGAAUGAAAAGCUUACUCCCAGGAAAACGAUUCUGUGCGCCGUGCGGAGAACAAGGGAGGGAGUGUAACUGGUGUCACCGCCCACUCCCGGAAAGGUUUUAUGGGAGGAGGACAGACGUAUGUGAUCGGUGUUUGACACGGCGUGAAGCUUGGACAACUCGUCAACAACGCGGAGGAGGAAUUGAGGCACUUGAAGGGACGGCUCAGUCGGAGACUUUGGAUCCAAACCCGGGAAAUCUUUGGGACAUUUUACAGUUCUUUAGUGACAAUCACACGGUGAUCAAAGACAUUUUGGAAGAAAGACUUCAAAAGGUCAAAGGUAUGAAAUGGUUCCUUACACUUUUUGUUAAAUUUGUGAAGUAUGACCAAAACAACGAAGCCAUUUAUGCCGAACCCACAUUUAGAUCUAUAAAUUCAACAAGUACAAAUGUAUCUCAACUAAAAGAAGGCGUCGCAGAGGCUUUUCAAAACCUACACAGUGCCUAUCAAAAUUUUGAACGGGAUGGGAGUGGGUGGACGAUAGACAAAAUUCUAAAACUAGAGGUUAACACAGUAGAAUACACACCUUUAGAGGGUAGUAGCUACAUACCACUUCCACCAAAAAUCCAAAAGAAAAAGGCCGUUCUUAACAUACAAAAUACAGAUCAAAAGUGUUUCCUGUGGUCAGUCCUCGCAGAUAUACACCCCAUAUAUACGGACCAUCCAAAACGCGUGACACAUUAUACACAUUACGAGCAGGAGUUGGACUUGAAUGACAUCGAUUUCCCCGUCCCCUUGUCACGGAUUUCGAAGUUUGAAAAACAAAAUGACAUCUCCGUCAAUGUUUUAGGGUUAGAUGGGGAUGGGGUGUAUCCAUUACACGUGACCGACUUACGCAACAACACUACUAGACAUGUGAAUCUUCUCUUGUUCUCUAAAGGGGAAAGCAGACACUACUGCCUAGUUCGAAAUUUGAGUCGUUUGCUUGGUGACCGAACCGCACACAAUGGUCAAGCGUAUUAUUGUAAUUAUUGUCUCCACGGUUACACAACCCAACAGCUCCUUGACGAUCACAUUCCGUACUGCUCCCCACAUGGUCCACAAAAACUUAGUUUUCCGAAAACCGAAGAACAACAAUGGGUCGUAUUCAAUCAAAUUCAUAAGCAGCUUAAAGUCCCUUUUGUGAUUUAUGCUGACUUCGAAAGUUUUCUCCACCCCAUCAGUGCAUGUGAACCUAACCCAAACACAUCAUCCACAACUAAGUAUCAAAAACAUGAACCUUCCGGCUUUUCCUACUUGGUUAAAUGUUCAGCCGAUGAACUAUCGAAAUCCGCGCAGGUCUAUAGAGGUCCUGACGUAGUUGAUAAUUUUUUCACGCAGUUAAUUCAAGAAGAGGAAGCUAUUUGUCAAAUCUUACAAAACGUCAAACCAAUGAGCUUGACAGAGGAAGAAGAAUCUUCCUUUCAAAAAGCUACGACAUGUCACAUCUGUCAAAAUAAAUUAGGAGAGGACAGAGUUCGCGACCACGACCACUUAAAUGGAUCAUUUAGGGGUGCUAGUCACAAUCACUGUAACUUCCAGUUUCAGUUUCGACAGGGUAAGAGAUCACAGGGAUCAAAAUUUUACAUCCCCGUGGUAUUUCAUAACUUGCGUGGUUAUGAUAUGCAUCUGUUAAUGGAAUCGGCGGGGAAAUUUAAAUCGAAACCCUUGUCUUGUAUACCAAACAAUAUGGAAAAAUACAUGUCAUUCUCCCUUGGGAAUCUGAGAUUCAUAGAUUCCUUACAAUUUCUAAAUGCCCCGCUUGACACACUGGUGUCAAAUUUAGCAGUCGAAGGAAUAGAUAAAUUCCCAAACUUGUCAAAGCACUUCCCAAAAGAGGAACAUCUCAAACUUCUUCUUAGGAAGGGAGUGUAUCCGUACGAUUACGCGACAUCACCCGAAAAGUUUGACGAAAAUAAAUUGCCCGGAAAGGAUCGGUUUUAUAAUAAACUGACAGAGUCAGAUCUAUCCGAAACAGAUUAUGAACACGCACAAUCGAUCUGGCAUACAUUUGACAUGACAUGUUUUGGUGAGUAUCAUGACCUUUACCUAAAGACGGACGUAUUGCUAUUAGCCGAUGUGUUCGAGAAUUUUCGCUCUAUCAGUCUAGACUAUUACAAACUGGAUCCGGCCCAUUAUUACUCGGCUCCUGGAUUUUCCUGGGAAGCCAUGUUAAAAAUGACCGGGGUAGAACUUCAGCUUCUAGAUGAUAUCGACAUGGUACUGAUGGUUGAAAAGGGUAUUCGAGGUGGUGUGUCAAUGAUUUCAAAGAAAUUUGCACAGGCUAAUAAUCCCAUGUCGCCGGAAUACAAUCCGUCCAAUCCAAACACUUGGCUCACGUACCUUGACAUGAACAACCUAUAUGGCACAAGCAUGUCUGAAUCUCUACCGGAAAAGGACUUUGCAUGGUUGACACCAGAACAAAUCGCACAGUUUGACGUAUCUAAUAUUGACGACAAUGCGGACACGGGCUACAUUUUGGAAGUUGACCUUGACUAUCCGGUUCAUUUGCACGACAAGCACAACGAAUAUCCCCUAGCACCCGAGAACAUCAGCAUUACAAAGGACAUGCUCUCUCCACAUUCUCUUAAGCUUCGUGAGAAAUUGAAUAUCAAAGGUAAACCUUCCAGAAAACUUGUUCCAAAUCUCUGCUCCAAGCAGCAAUAUGUUCUCCAUUACCGGAAUUUGAAAUACUACCUUUCUAAAGGUAUGAUCCUUACGAAAAUUCAUCGAGUUAUUGAAUUUACUCAAUCCGCUUGGCUGAAGCAUUACAUUGACUUUAAUACAAUCAAAAGAAAACAAGCACGAAACAGUUUCGAGAAGGACUUUUUCAAACUUAUGAACAACUCUGUAUUUGGCAAAACAAUGGAAAACAUGAGAAAGCGAGUUUCAGUGGAACUUGUCAAUACACCAAAACGACUCAGAAAAGUGUGUGCUAAACCAAAUUUUCAGUCUUUCAAAAUUUUUAACAAAGAUCUUGUCGCCGUCAACAUGAAGAAAACAAACAUUGUUUUAAAUCGGCCGAUUUAUGCAGGGUUCUGUAUUCUAGAGGUAUCGAAGAUAUUCAUGUAUCAGUUCCAUUAUGAUUUCAUCAAACAAAAGUAUGGAUCAAAAGCAGAAUUAUUAUUCACUGACACGGACUCCCUCGCAUACAGUAUAGAAACACCUGACUGGUACAGAGACAUGCAAGACAACGCUGACCUGUUUGACACAAGCAAUUUCCCAAAAGACAGUUCUAUGUUCAGCAUGAAAAAUUGCAAAGUCCUCGGUAAAAUGAAAGACGAGUGUAAUGGUCAAAUCAUGGAUCAGUUCGUUGGAUUAAAACCCAAAAUGUAUAGUCUGACGUGUGGGGGUGUAGAAAAACGUACAGCCAAGGGAGUGAAGAAAUCUGUUAUUGAAAAGCAAUUGAGACACCAAGCGUACUUACUCUGUCUUUUUGAAGAAAGCAAUUGCAAACAUAAAAUGAAUCUUAUACGUAGUUUUGAUCACCAACUCUAUAGUAUAACGGUCAACAAGACCAGUCUGUCUCCUUACGACGACAAACGGUAUUUCACUGGCAUAGAGAGUUUGGCUUAUGGUCAUUAUAAAACUUCACAGUGA
Mizuhopecten yessoensis (Yesso scallop) is the source of this 3825-nucleotide messenger RNA. RefSeq lists its product as uncharacterized. The coding region runs from base 1 to 3825 and encodes 1274 amino acids. Gene Ontology annotation, molecular function: nucleic acid binding. The record is from RefSeq and is a predicted model, not a curated record. NCBI's taxonomy places the organism in Eukaryota, Metazoa, Mollusca, Bivalvia, Pectinida, Pectinidae. The transcript has a single exon.